AGCUUCGAGGCGGAGGGCUUCCUCGCUCCGCCGCCUGACGGUGCUUUGCGGCAGUCGUCAAGCGUGACUCUGGGCGGUGGGCGGGGGCCGAGGGGCUGCCAUGGCGGUGGCGAGCCGGCACCGGAGCUCCUGGGCUCUCUGGGCGCUGCUCUUCGCGGGGCUCGCGCUGUUCGGGGUCGGGCCGACCCCGGCCCGGGCGCUGCACAACGUCACGGCCGAGCUCUUUGGAGCUGAGGCCUGGGGCACCCUGGCGGCCUUCGGGGACCUCAACUCAGACAAGCAGACGGACCUCUUCGUGCUGCGGGAAAGAAAUGAGUUAAUGAUCUUUUUGGCAGACCAGAAUGCACCCUAUUUUAAACCUAAAGUGCAUCUAUCCUUACAGAAUUACAGUACAUUGAUAACAAGUGUGGUUCCUGGGGAUUAUGAUGGAGAUUCACAAAUGGAUGUCCUUCUAACAUAUUUUCCCCAAAAUCAUGCCAACAAUGAAUUAGGAGCUAUUAUCUUCUGGGGACAAAAUCAAACAUUAGAUUCUAACAAUAUGACUAUACUCAAUAGGACUUUCCAAGAUCAACCACUAAUUAUGGACUUUAAUGGUGACCUAAUUCCUGAUGUGUUUGGUAUCACUAAUGAAUCCAGCCAGCCACAGAUACUAUUAGGAGGAAAUUUAUCAUGGCAUCCUGCAUUGACCACUAAAAGUAAAAUGCGAAUUCCACAUUCUCAUGCAUUUAUUGAUCUGAAUGAAGAUUUUACAGCAGAUUUAUUCCUCACAACAUUGUCUGACUCUAAUACUUUCCAGUUUGAGAUAUGUGAAAAUUUGGAUGGAAACUUCUCUCAUUGUAAUACUGUUGAGACACCUAAAAAUUUGAUGUUAGUUGGACAGUCAGCUUUUGCAGACUUUGAUGGAGAUGGACACAUGGACCACUUGCUGCCAGGCUGUGAAGAUAUAAACUGCCAAAAAAGCAUCAUAUAUUUAAUGAGAUCCAAAACAAAACAGUGGGUUCCAGUGCUACAAGAUUUCAACAAUAAGGGCACACUCUGGGGCUUUGUGCCCUUUGUACAAGAAAAACAACCAACUGAGAUACCAAUUCCAAUUACACUUCAUAUUGGAGACUACAACAUGGAUGGCUAUCCAGAUGCUCUUGCCAUACUAAAGAAUACAUCUGGAAGCAACCAGCAGGCCUUCUUACUGGAGAAUGUCCCCUGCAAUAAUGCAAGCUGUGAGGAGGUACAUCGGAUGUUUAAAGUCUACUGGGAGCUGUCAGACUUAAAUUUAAUCAGAGAUGCCAUGGUUGCCACCUUUUUUGACAUUUACGAAGAUGGAAUUUUAGACAUCAUAAUAUUAAGUAAAGGAUAUACAAAGAAUGAUUUUGCCAUUCAUACACUAAAAAAUAACUUUGAAGCGGAUGCUUAUUUUGUUAAAGUCAUUGUUCUUAGUGGUCUGUGUUCUAAUGAUUGUCCUCGUAAGAUAACACCAUUUGGGGUGAAUCAGCCUGGACCCUAUAUCAUGUAUACAACUGUAGAUGCAAAUGGAUACCUGAAAAAUGGCUCAGCUGCACAGCUCAGCCAGUCGGCACACUUAGCUCUUCAGCUACCAUACAGUGUGCUUGGUUUAGGUCGAAGUGCAAAUUUUCUUGACCAUCUUCAUGUUGGCAUCCCUCGUCCAUCUGGGGAGAAGUCAGUAAGAAAACAAGAGUGGACUGCAAUCAUUCCAAAUUCCCAGCUGAUUGUCAUUCCCUACCCUCACAAUAUCCCUCGAAGCUGGAGUGCCAAACUAUAUCUGACACCAAGUAACAUUGUGCUACUCACGGCUAUAGCUCUCAUUGGGGUCUGUGUGUUCAUCUUGGCAAUCAUUGGCAUUCUACACUGGCAGGAAAAGAAAGCAGAUGAUAGAGAAAAGAGACAAGAAGCCCAUCGUUUUCAUUUUGAUGCUAUGUGACCUGGCAUUGAACGAUGGAACUCCUGCUCUUCUGAUUAAGUACUAAAUUUUCACUGAUAAAAGGAAGUAGGGGAUUUGGGAUGUUAUUUAUAAAUGAUGCAUCCAUUGGAAAUUAUUAGAAUGUAUUAAAAUAAAUAUGAUCUGAAUGUCUUACAAGGUCCUUUAUUUAAAGCACUUUGUAUACAGUCAUUUGGGUUCUUGAUUCAAUAGUACUGUGCAUUUUUGUUCCUUUGUGGAAUGUGUUGCAUGUAUUCUAGGGUCUGUGUAUUUAUAAUCUUAUUAGAGUAAUGAUGAUGGGAAAGACAUGUAAAUAAAAAUAUUUAAAUGAGCAGUGUUUUUUGUUCCACUUGAAUCACUCUUGCUUCUUACAAUGUAAAUUAUCCUUUGGUAAAUGAAUCACAGAUAAAGUUUUAAACAGUCACCUUACUGACAGCAGAACAAGGUCUUAUGAAUGGCAUACAAUACAUUAACUGCUUUGGCUUUGGCAUCACAGUAAAACAGACUUGCCUUAAACUUGUGUAAAGUGUUUAGCAUGGUGCCCAAUGCACAGAAAGUGUAAGCACAAAGAUAUCUAUCACUAUUAUUAUUUUAGGUGAUUUUAUUAGAUGUCUGCAACUAAUUAUAUUCUUUGAAAACUUGAAAUUUUCAGAAGCUCACCUGCUAAAGAUUACAUAUUAGCUAAAAGUUGGAAAACUAAUUCUUAUCUGUGUGGUUAGUGAAAAGUAUCCCAUUUCAUUGAAAGCGUAGUGACAUCCUAACACAGGAAAGAGCUCUGCAGCACACCAAUAUUCUCACAUGCUUGGGAUUCCAAAGUCAAUUAUAUUCAGACCUCAGUGUAAAUUUUAUAUUAUCAAGUUCAUAUUGCAAAAAUUUAUUUGAAGAGGUCUUAAAUCUAAUAUUGAGAAAAAUAUUUACAUAUCAAGGUUAAUGAUUUUCUAUUUGAACAUGUCAUGGCUUCUAAAAUACAAAAAUGUCAAUGAAAAUAAUUUACUCAUGUUUUUCUUUAUAUUUCACUGUGAUUGGCAUGUGUUUAGUUUACUUUGAAUGUAAGCAUGUAUGUCUUAAUAAAUAUUCCCUACUGGAA
Dipodomys ordii (Ord's kangaroo rat) is the source of this 3020-nucleotide messenger RNA. It is a transcript of the gene Itfg1, whose product is annotated as integrin alpha FG-GAP repeat containing 1. The transcript is spliced from 18 exons. Gene Ontology annotation, cellular component: plasma membrane. Bases 101 to 1936 code for a protein of 611 amino acids. NCBI's taxonomy places the organism in Eukaryota, Metazoa, Chordata, Mammalia, Rodentia, Heteromyidae. The record is from RefSeq and is a predicted model, not a curated record.